AGGGUGGCUUUGCCUGGCCGCGCCCGGCCUGAGAUGCUGGUCCCAGCGACAGAGAGGCCGCCCCCAUCGGCCCUCCCCGGGGCGGGGCCAGGCCAGACAAGCCCUGAGUCAGCAACGCGACGGGGGCAGUUUUGUCCCUCCGCGGACCCCGUUUCUCUCGGCCACCAUUGAGCGGGUUUCCUUUUUCCGGCGCUCAGGGUGCGAGAACCAGGUCCGGGCAGCUAGGCAGCGGGCUGUAGUAUAACCCUAGAGCUCACCUGAGGACCCCCGAAAACUAACGCCCCCCCCCCACGAGGCAGCGUGGGCACCAUGAAUAACGCGGGACUAAAUUCGGAGAAGGUAGCAGCUUUGAUCCAGAAACUAAAUUCAGACCCCCAGUUCGUCCUUGCCCAGAACGUCGGGACCACCCACGAUCUGCUGGACAUCUGUCUGAAGAGGGCCACAGUUCAGGGUGCUCAGCAUGUGUUCCAGCACGCUGUGCCUCAGGAAGGCAAGCCCGUCACCAACCAGAAGAGCUCUGGACGAUGCUGGAUCUUUUCUUGUUUGAAUGUUAUGAGACUUCCAUUCAUGAAAAAAUUCAAUAUUGAAGAGUUUGAGUUCAGUCAAUCUUACCUGUUUUUUUGGGACAAGGUUGAGCGCUGUUAUUUCUUCUUGAAUGCUUUUGUGGACACAGCCCAGAAAAAAGAGCCUGAAGAUGGGAGACUGGUGCAGUAUUUGCUUAUGAACCCUACGAAUGAUGGCGGACAGUGGGAUAUGCUUGUCAAUAUUGUUGAGAAGUAUGGUGUUGUCCCUAAGAAAUGCUUCCCCGAGUCCCAUACGACAGAGGCGAGCCGAAGAAUGAAUGAUAUCCUGAAUCACAAGAUGAGAGAAUUCUGCAUACGACUACGGAACUUGGUACACAGUGGAGCGACCAAAGGGGAGAUCUCAUCCACACAAGAUGCUAUGAUGGAGGAGAUAUUCCGAGUGGUGUGCAUCUGUCUGGGUAACCCACCAGACACCUUCACCUGGGAGUACCGAGACAAAGAGAAGAACUACCACAAGAUUGGCCCUACAACACCCCUGCAGUUCUACAGGGAGCACGUGAAGCCCCUCUUCAACAUGGAAGACAAGAUUUGUUUUGUGAAUGACCCACGGCCCCAUCACAAGUACAAUAAACUGUACACAGUAGACUACUUGAGCAAUAUGGUUGGAGGGAGAAAAACGCUGUAUAACAACCAGCCCAUUGACUUCUUGAAAAAGAUGGUUGCAGCCUCCAUCAAAGAUGGAGAGGCUGUGUGGUUUGGCUGUGAUGUUGGAAAACACUUCAGUGGCAAGCUGGGCCUCAGUGACAUGAAUGUCUAUGACCACGAAUUAGUGUUCGGGGUCUCCUUGAAGAACAUGAAUAAAGCUGAGAGGUUGGCUUUCGGUGAGUCACUGAUGACCCACGCCAUGACCUUCACUGCUGUCUCGGAAAAGGACGACCAGGACGGCACGUACGUGAAAUGGCGAGUGGAGAAUUCAUGGGGUGAAGACCACGGCCACAAAGGUUACCUGUGCAUGACCGAUGAGUGGUUCUCAGAGUACGUGUACGAGGUGGUGGUGGACAGGAAGCAUGUCCCAGAAGAGGUGCUGGCUGUGUUAGAGCAGGAGCCCAUUGUGCUGCCGGCGUGGGACCCCAUGGGGGCGCUGGCUGAGUGAGUGGUGCUGCCUCCAGCUCUUUCCUCCUCCCAUGGGAUCGGAUGCAGCUGCCAAGGACAGAUCCAGGGACGGAACCAAAGUCACAUGGGUGGCUGUUCCCUCAGGACACAGUCAGACUCUUGGGUCUCCAAUCUCCUCCAGGAACCUCUUUGAGAAAGAUGCUUUAUGCUGAAACAAAAUAUUCAUAAAGGAAAAAAAAAGGGAACGAUUGGGUCACACUGUCUGCUCUCCUCAUCUCCGACAGCUCAGGGUCUCGUAGCGUUUUAACUGGAUGUAAGUGUCCGACUGU
This is a messenger RNA of Acomys russatus (golden spiny mouse), 1966 nucleotides long. RefSeq names its product bleomycin hydrolase (gene Blmh). Gene Ontology annotation, molecular function: cysteine-type aminopeptidase activity. Lineage: Eukaryota; Metazoa; Chordata; Mammalia; Rodentia; Muridae. Gene Ontology annotation, biological process: response to toxic substance; L-homocysteine catabolic process; proteolysis. Gene Ontology annotation, cellular component: cytoplasm. The coding region runs from base 310 to 1677 and encodes 455 amino acids. The transcript has 12 exons. The record is from RefSeq and is a predicted model, not a curated record.